AGCGCCUUUGUGAGCGGCCGAUCCCCUGACGUCGGACAGUCGUGGCAGCAUCGCCUCUGUUCGCGGCCGGCUCCUGCGAUGGGCCUGGUCGGGGCGCUGGGCGUCCAGCCCUGCCGCGCGCUGGCGGCCGCGCCGCUGGGCGGCGCCGCAGGUGGCUCGGGCCAGCGCGGCGACGAGCUGCCCCGGCGCCGCUGCGCUCUGGCUGCCACCGCCCCGCGUUCGUGGACAGCACCUCGGCCGCCCGCCAGCGGGGCCAGGCCUCACGGGGGAGUGGCCUCCGCGACCCGCCUCCACCUCGCGCUCUGCUGCGCGCCGGCCCUGGUGGCGGGCCGCGGCGCCGCCCGCGUCGCAGCAGGGUCGCGACUGCCCUGCCGGCCCGCUCGCAGGCGGGGGUGCAGACGGUACAGGGUGACCGCGGAAGACCUGCCCGUGCCGGGGUUCCUGCAGGAGGCCCGGGGGCAGGGCUCCGUCGCCGUCGCGGUGACGGGCGGCCCUGGCGUCGGCAAGUCCACCUGGAUAAACACGCUGCGCCGCCUCCCCUCCGCGCACCCGGACGCGGCGCUCACCGGCGUGAACGACGCCAGGCUGGGGCCGCAGAUGUACCGGCUGUGGAAGGCGGUGGUGGCCGGCGAGGGCGCGACCGGCAGCGGGCCCGGGGCCGGCGCGGUUGCGCUGGGCAACGUGGUCGACGUCAUCUCCAGUGGGCCGUCCGACUGGCAGGUGAGGCCGCCAGGCGGCGCCACCGAGCGGGUGGACGCCGCCCGCGUCCGGGGCGUGGUGGUCGAUUGCCACCUCUGGGAUCUCCCCGGCGCCGGCACCCCCGGCUACCCGCAGGAGGGGUACGUGCCUCGCAUGGGGCUGGCGCACUUCGACCUCGUGGUCAUCGUCACCGCGUCGCGCUUCACGGAGCCAGAGUUGUUGCUGGCCACGGAGCUCAGACGGCUGGGCGUGCCUUUUUGCCUGAUACGCAACAAGGUCGACCUCGACACGGAGGCCGAGCUGGAGAGCCUAGAGGACUGCGGCGACGAGGCGACCGAGGAGUGGCGCGAGAUGGUCGAAGAGAGGACGCUGGACCGCAUCCGGAGGAGCUUCUUCCACGGCCAGGCGCUCGAGGGCCUCGACAGCACGACCCCCGUCUACUGCAUCAGCUCUCGGCUGCGACUCAGGGACCGCUUCGACUUUGAGCGGCUGGAGGAGGACAUGGAGGCGGUGGUGUGUGGCCGCUCUUCCUUCCACGGAAACACCCCGCGCUCGGGGUCCGCGGCGGCAGACGAGGCGUUUCUUGACGAAGGAGGGCGACCGGAUCCUUACAAGGUGCUGGGAGUACCCUUUGGGGCAGGCCCCAGCCAGAUCAGGGCAGUGGCCAGGAAAGCCUUCCUCACGGCCAGCAAAGUGUACCACCCCGACAAGAAUGGCGGCCGGCUCCUUGAGGAGUGGUCCAGGGCCGAGGAGGCCUACAGGCUCCUCAAGGACCCAGUCGCUCGAGCCGACUACCUCAGAGAGCGCUUCCUGUCGAGCUUCACCCUCCUGCUCCAGGGGGCCGUGAAGUUCGGCUUCUCGCUCUGGCGCGCUUUGCUCGAGGCGACGCUGCAGCGCGACGCGGCGGCGGGCGGGCGGGUUUGACGCCGGCGCGGCGCGGCGCGGCGGCGGCCACCGUGCCCCCCCCCCUCGUCCUCGUCCUUCUCUGCUUUCCACCUUCCUCCACCUCUCCCUCCGCUUUGCUGCCCCGCCCCUCGUCCCGAGACCUCGGUGUCCCAGGCUCUCCCCACGCCAGUCCCGCCUCCUCCCUGCUGCGCGUGAUCGCGCCGAGCUUCUGAAGGGGGGAGGUCCCACGGCCGGCUGUUUGGGGCCGAAGCCCGCGCUGGCCGAGCGGAUUUUCCAAGUAGGAUUUUCGUAGGCGCCGCUGCAACACGCAAUCGUGGUGCCCGUGCGGCGAGCAGUUUCGGCAGGGAGUUCCGAGGGCGCCGCUGCAGCAUCGACCCGUGAUGCCCCCUGCGGUGGAUCAGGAGGAAAAAAAA
Prorocentrum cordatum is the source of this 2018-nucleotide messenger RNA. NCBI's taxonomy places the organism in Eukaryota, Dinophyceae, Prorocentrales, Prorocentraceae. The record is from the annotation of a GenBank genome assembly.